CAUCGAAGUUGUGUCAAUCCCGGGAAAAUCAUUCACAAAGGAAAUGCCGGCGAUAUCACUGUCCAGCUCACUUCAUUUUCCUGCCAAUUUACUGGAGAAAUUAGAAACUCAGUUUUUCAGAAAGAGUUGUCUACAGUUUAAGUCCAAUCAAAAUUUGCAAUCGGUCUUAUUAUUUAAGGAGAAGAAGAGUUUCAUUUCAGUUUUAGCAAAGGGCACAUUUAAGAAAAAUCAAGAGUGUACUGCCGAUCUCAAGAACCGAAAGGGUUGGAUUCAUUUUGUAGGUGUUGGUGGUUGUGGAUUGUCUGCUCUCGCCGUGCUUGCUCUCAAACAGGGUUUUGAGGUUAGUGGUUCUGAUUUGAUGUGGAGCAGCUACAUGGAUGGACUGCAGGCAGCCGGGGCAUGUUUGCAUAUCGGCCAUUCUAUAUCGAAUAUUCAGAGGAAUAAUGAGUCAAGGUUUCCAGAUGCACUUGUUAUUUCAAGUGCAAUUCCACAAGAUAAUGUGGAGAUUUUACAUGCGAAAUCUGUUGGAGUACCCGUCUACAAGCGAGAUUAUUGGUUGGCAAAGUUAACAGAGAACUUCAAUCUUGUUGCUGUUAGUGGUAGUCAUGGGAAAAGCACAACCACAAGUAUGCUUGCUUAUGUUUUGAAGGCAAUCGGAGAUGAUCUCACAGCUGUGGUUGGAGCACAUGUGCCACAAUUUCCAGAUGGAAAUAUAAUUUCAGGUGGUGGCCAAAAUUUUAUUCUGGAGGCCGAUGAAUAUGAUGGUUGUUUCCUGGGCUUAUCGCCACAUGUAGCUAUUGUAACAAAUCUUGACUGGGAGCAUGUUGAUAUCUUUGAAGAUGAGGAGGCUGUCAAAAGUAUUUUCAAACAGUUCCUGAAGCAAAUCAAGAAGGGUGGAUAUCUCAUUAUAUGUGGAGAUAGUGUAGGUGCACGUUCCUUGCUGAAUGGAACAAAACAAGUUAUUGGAUCAGAGCAUUCUUGUCGUCUGCCGUCAAAUCCUAGUACAGAUCUUUGUGAAAAUAAUUACAGAGUAAUAACUUAUGGAAUUUCAAGUACUAAUGAAUGGCAUGCAGAAUCAGUUCAUCCAAACUCACUGGGUGGUAGUGACUAUAUACUGUGCUGUAGAGGGUGUCCAUUAGCAGAUAUCAGUCUACAGAUUCCAGGAGUCUAUAAUGUAUUGAAUUCAUUAGCAGUUAUUGCAACAGUGCUAACGUUAGUAGGUGACCAAGGGCAAUUAAAGGAAUCAAUUGAUUGUUUAAAGUUGCACUUGGGCAAAUUUAGAGGAAUAUCUAGACGUUUUGAGAUGGUUGGAACAAUAUACGGAUGCCACAUAUAUGAUGAUUAUGCCCACCAUCCAACAGAAGUUCGUGCAGUUCUUCAAGCAGCACGUCAAAAUUUUCCAGAAAAGACCCUUCUUGUGGUAUUCCAGCCUCAUACUUACAGUCGCUUGGUAGCUUUGAAGGAUGACUUUGCCACUGCAUUUAGUGAUGCAGAUAAAGUUGUGAUUACGGAGGUCUAUGCUGCCAGAGAAAGAAACGGUUGGAAUAUUAGUGGAAGGGAUUUAGCUGCUUCAAUAAUUAGCCCGUCAACUGAGUAUAUCUCCUCUCUGGGGAAUGUGGUUGAUAAGCUAACGGUUCAGAUAUUCAAGGACCCUCAUCAUGAAAUUGUCAUUUUAACACUUGGAGCAGGUGAUAUUAACACUGUGGGUCCUAAAUUGCUCCAAGAAUUGCAAAAUAGAUUACAAAAUGUCACCGAUUUACAUGAGAACUCAAGCUCCCGGAAUGCCGACAAAAUCAGUUGUAUAGUCUAGAUUUUGGUUUGAUGGACAUACAAUGUAAUCAAUAGAAAGUUGACGAUACCGGUGGUGCAUUCCGUUUUACGCUACAAGGAUUUGUGGCUAAGGUAGAAAGAUGAAAGUGGACGACAAAGUAGUACCCCAGUGAAAAUUGAAGCUUCUCUGCCUGUUACUGCCCUUCUACAAAGUGUAAUUCAGUCAUGAGGCAAUGCUAAAAGGUUUUAGCCCAAAUACCAGGGCUUCAAGUAACUAAAUGUUCUGAAUAAAUCACGAAAAUGGUAGGACUUCCAGUAAACCUUAAUGAACUGAAUACAAGCAUACUGCAUACAUCAAGACAUGCAGGAGCUCUUUAGAAACAUAAAAAAUAUUCCUGUAAGAUUUUGCAAAAGGGAAAGAAGCCAUGGCAUUCUGUGUGGCAUAUGGGCUUCAAAAUUGCAGUGUCCCUUGAGAGGAAAUGAUAAUGCAUCAACCAAGAAGAUGGCUUUCAUGAAAAUAUCACCUCAGGAUAUUUUCAGCCAUGACAGCAAGUAGCAGAUUGAAGUUAGAAAAUCAUGAGGAAUUUAGCAGGGCGUGUAAAUGAAAACUUUAUAUCUCUCCAUUGCAUGACAAUCAACUGGAGUAAAAUGCUAGCAUACCAAAAUAGCUCACGUAUAAGCAUCGCUGAAAAGGGAUUGGCGAUGACAUACCAAAACCGCUCAUCAAAUGAAAAAAUAUGAAGCAACUAAUCUAAUAGUUGAACUGAUCCCUGGUUUAUUGUAGCAUGGUAUCAAAAGCAAAAGCAAAAGCAUCCCAUUAUAAGCACCAUUGAUCCAAAAUCAUAACCAACCAUUUUCAAAAACUUAAACAAACAAAACAAAUGACAACUAGGUUAACCUCCAGAUUCACCCGUCAAAUUCAAAUCAUAUAUAUACAAUGAUCAACUAAUUAGCAUAUUCACCAAAUCUGAGAAAAAUCUGUCAAUCUUAUAUUAUCCACAUCUCAAUCAACCACAAAACAAGCUGGAAACCCAGAAGGAAUAU
Molecule: messenger RNA, 2814 nt
Organism: Pistacia vera
Lineage: Eukaryota; Viridiplantae; Streptophyta; Magnoliopsida; Sapindales; Anacardiaceae
Product: UDP-N-acetylmuramate--L-alanine ligase-like
Exons: 17
Coding region: 44-1810 (588 amino acids)
Biological process (GO): biosynthetic process
Molecular function (GO): ATP binding; UDP-N-acetylmuramate-L-alanine ligase activity
Source: RefSeq, a predicted model, not a curated record